This is a messenger RNA of Linum tenue, 901 nucleotides long. NCBI's taxonomy places the organism in Eukaryota, Viridiplantae, Streptophyta, Magnoliopsida, Malpighiales, Linaceae. The record is from the annotation of a GenBank genome assembly.
AAAAGGGUAGAAAAAUCCCCUAAAUUCCUUCAUCAUCUUCUUCCACAUUCCGAUUUUGAAGCGUGGAAAAACCCUAGAAUUAUCAACCAGCGAAAAUUUUCUCUACGAUCGAUCGAUUUGAGCCAUGGGGAACACGGAGAAGCUGAUGAACCAAAUAAUGGAGCUGAAAUUCAUGGCGAAGACGCUGCAGCGGCAGGCGAGGAAGUGCGAGAAAGAAGAGAAGGCGGACAAGCUGAAGGUGAAGAAGGCGAUCGAGAAAGGCAAUAUGGACGGAGCUAGGAUCUACGCCGAGAACGCGAUCAGGAAGAGGACCGAGCAGAUGAACUAUCUCAGGCUCUCUUCCAGGCUCGAUGCCGUUGUCGCUCGCCUCGAUACGCAGGCCAAGAUGACCACCAUCAACAAGUCCAUGGCCAACAUCGUCAAAUCUCUCGACUCCUCUCUCGCUUCGAGUAAUUUGCAGAAGAUGUCCGAGACUAUGGACCAGUUUGAGAAGCAGUUUGUGAACAUGGAGGUGCAAGCAGAGUUCAUGGAGAAUGCCAUGGCUGGUUCUACCUCACUGUCAACACCCGAGGGAGAGGUCAACAGCCUGAUGCAGCAAGUGGCUGAUGAUUAUGGACUGGAGGUCUCUGUUGGGCUUCCUCAACCUGCCGCGCAUGCUGUGCCAACCAAGGUCCAGGAGAAGGUCGACGAGGAUGACCUGUCCAGGCGUCUUGCUGAGCUCAAGGCAAAGGGCUGAAAAGUGUCCUUGAAUAUAUACUGAAGCUUUUAAGCUUUGUGUUGAGGUAACGCUGCACUGAUAUGUUGUGAGGGAGGUGUUCUGGAUUGGGUUGCAAUUACUUGCCGAGCCGGCAUUGUGUAAAUUUGGCGAAAUGGGGAAUCUUGAAGUUCAUUGCAAGACCUA